UCAGCAAACAGAUGUUUCGUGGCUAACUGAGGAACACACUGACCCUUAUCGAUCUCUAAAGGGUCUAAUGAAAGAUCUCUAAUGAACACUUCCACAGUAGUCAAAUCCCUCCGCUGAUCUAAACCAAAAGUCACCUCUCUUCACAUCUUUUCUCUUUGUGUAGCAACAAGGUGACCUUUAUUGGCAAUGGGAGUGGUCAGCCAGGCAUUUCCAUUACAGCAAUUCACUAAUCCGGCACCAAAGCCACUACAAUUGUUCUGCUUCUAAGUCAAAAUAUUUCUAAAUCAAAUGAUUGAUGAAAAUAGACAUCUGGAUCACUAAGCACACCCUGAUCAGCUCCUAAUCCAUACUCCUGAGUGUCUGACUUACUAGGAAGUCCUUGGGUCUGUGGAUGUGGCCUGUGACCAACAGUGCAUUAUUCCCCACAAAGUGGGAGCUAGCAAGGCCUAGGAGUUGAUGCUCCACCCUGGUUUCAGCAGCUCCCACUAUAUGUGAUUAUCUUCACCUGGACUGUGUGUUGCUGAUGGAACAGGCCCAGCUGAUGGGUGACUCCUCCAAAUGCCAGUUGAUGCGCAGUUUAGGAAGAGACAAAGGGUGACAAUGAGAUGCUGCUUUGUAGACUGGCAGCUGGGCUCCAGCUGUGUGCAUGGCAGAGUGGCUGUAGUUGGGUGGGAUCAAUCCUGCCAUGUGUGGCAUGUCCUCAGUGGGAUGUGCUUCCAGGGGUCCUUCUGCUGACUUGGAAGACGGUCUCUUUCUGGCUGGGAAGGCAGCUGUGCCACUGGUUUGGGCCAGGAGAGUGGUUCCCUUCUGCCACAGCACUGACCAGCCCACAGCCCUGCAGCAGCAGUUCUCGGAGUGGAAUUGCAACUCAACGGUGCCACAAGGCACAGCACGAGGCUGGAUGUGCUGCCCAAAGGGCUGGAAAAGGUUUCAAAGAAGCUGCUAUUUCCUGUCCUCUGACACAAUGAACUGGGCUGAGAGUGAGCAGAACUGCACUGGGAUGGGAUCCCAGCUGGUGGUGAUCAACAGCAAGGAAGAACAGGUUUUCCUCUCCAUGCUAAUAAAACAACCUCCUAGAAGAGAGAAUUUCUACAUUGGUCUGUUCGCAGAGAAGGUGGGCAAGUGGCAGUGGGUGGACAAGACUCCAUAUAAUGUGACAGCAGCGUUCUGGCGACACGGAGAACCAAGUGAAUACCUUGAUGAGAACUGCACGGUAAUGCAUGUGCUUGAAAAAUCUCUCAACAACUGGAAUGACGUCAUGUCAGACUUGAUGCAUCAUCGAAUUUGUGAAGCUGCAGCAGUAACUGUGUGAUGGAAGUACCCCUGUCCUGAGUAAAGCUGGGAGCUGAGCAGUGAGCUGGGAACAGCGCUGGCUGUGCGGGGAGGGGUGGGGAGCCCUGAUACAGCUUCACUGUGUGGGGUGGGACCAUGUGUGUGAAAGUGAAAUGAGCUUUGUCCAGCAUCCCCCGUGCAUGGGGUGGCUCAGGAAACACAGGAAGGCUCAGGCUCACUGAAGCUGGUGCUGUGUUCUUGUGUCCUCUCUGAGUGGGUCCAGCAGCCUCUGGCUGAAAAGAAAUGAACUUCUCCAGGAGAAAGACACAGGAAUGGAAGACACAUAUCCAGAGAUUCAAUGUCCUUUGUGUCCUUGAGCAGAGCUGUUUGCUUUUUGUUGAGUCACACAAAAAAAUGUCCUCUAGCUGUACUGGUAUUGCCGAACAAAUUCAGAAAACUUAGACAACAGAAAAUACAAUAUCACACCAAUG
This is a messenger RNA of Cyanistes caeruleus (blue tit), 1763 nucleotides long. Its product is annotated as C-type lectin domain family 4 member D-like. The record is from RefSeq and is a predicted model, not a curated record. NCBI's taxonomy places the organism in Eukaryota, Metazoa, Chordata, Aves, Passeriformes, Paridae.